This is a messenger RNA of Ilex paraguariensis (yerba mate), 435 nucleotides long. Lineage: Eukaryota; Viridiplantae; Streptophyta; Magnoliopsida; Aquifoliales; Aquifoliaceae. The record is from the annotation of a GenBank genome assembly.
AUGGAGGUCUCCUCAGGAAACUUUGGGAUCCGAGGACAAGUGUCACGUGAUGAAGACUCUGAGAUAACAUGUCAAGGAUUUCGUGGACAACAUGUUGAGGACUCUGAGGUGCCUUUAGUGCUAAGGACACAUGUCACUCACAGGAAGCUUUUAGGUGCCUUUAUCGCCGAGAUGACAUGUCAUGUGGAUAUUGCUAUGAGAACUCCGCGGACAACAUGUCAAAGACUCCACGAACAACAUGUUGUGGACUCUGAGGUGCCUUUAGUGCCGAGGACACGUGUCACUCGCNGCGCCUUUAGUGCUGAGGAUACAUGUCACUCACAGGAAGCUUUCAGGUGCCUUUAUCGCCGAGAUGACAUGUCAUGUGGAUAUUGCUCCGAGAACUCCGCGGACAACAUGUCAAAGACUCCACGAACAACAUGUUGUGGACUCUGA